Molecule: messenger RNA, 1082 nt
Organism: Pangasianodon hypophthalmus (striped catfish)
Lineage: Eukaryota; Metazoa; Chordata; Actinopteri; Siluriformes; Pangasiidae
Gene: txnl4b
Product: thioredoxin-like 4B
Exons: 3
Coding region: 588-1037 (149 amino acids)
Biological process (GO): mRNA splicing, via spliceosome
Cellular component (GO): U5 snRNP; U4/U6 x U5 tri-snRNP complex; spliceosomal complex
Source: RefSeq, a predicted model, not a curated record
GCGUUCUGUAGAUGUUAUUUUUACUAGGUUAAGAUUAGGACCUAGAGAUCUCAGUGCUACUUUAUUCACCAUGAAAAAGAAAGUGUGAGAUUUGCAAUUGAAAGGAAACUGUUGAAUAUGUGCUGAUAGUUUGCAGGAAGUUCACUGUAGAAAGAGAAAGACUGAAGGACAGGGUGAAGGGAAAGGAAUGGAGCAUCAGUGGUCUGUUAGAGACACGAGACAAACAAAUACAAGUUCAAAGGGGUUUAUUUAUGUAUUUGAACGAGACAGGUUUCAUAUCCAGAAUAUAACUUUUGUAUAAAGUCCUGUAAAGUAGGUGGCGGUAUUUAUCUCUAACGUUGGUUUGUAGCCCGUCAGCAAACCGAAGAAGAAGAAGUAGUAGUAGUAGUAGUAGUAGUAGUAGUAGUAGUAGUAGUAGUAGUAGAAGAAGAAGAAGAAGAAGAAGAAGAAGAAGAAGAAGAAGAAGAAGAAUCCCGCCUUCUGUGCGCUGAUUGGCUGGUUGUUGCAGUAUUACCCAAUCAGAGCGCUGGGAGGAAGACGUAGCGGCGUUGUCGGUAUUAGUUUGAUAUCGAAACAUUUGUGAAAUUAUGAGCUUGUUUCUGCCUAAACUGUCGUGUAAAAAGGAUGUAGAUGAAGUCAUUAAAACAGUUGCGGAGAAAGUGCUGGUGUUGCGCUUCGGACGAGAUGAAGACUCGGUCUGUAUGCAGCUGGACGAGAUUCUGUCCAAAACCUCCCAUGACCUGAGUAACAUGACUUGCAUCUAUCUGGUGGAUGUGGAUAAAGUGCCAGUUUAUACCCGAUACUUUGACAUCAGUUAUAUUCCUUCAACUGUCUUCUUCUUCAAUGGGCAGCACAUGAAGGUCGAUUAUGGGUCUCCAGAUCAUACCAAGUUUGUCGGCUGCUUUAAAACAAAGCAAGACUUCAUUGAUCUUGUUGAGGUGAUCUAUCGUGGUGCCAUGAGAGGAAAACUGAUUGUGCAAAGCCCUAUUGAUCCACGAAAUAUUCCUAAAUAUGAUCUGCUCUACCAUGGGAUUUAGUUGUAAAUUGUUUCACUACAAAUUCAAAGGUUGGGUUUGUGAAAU